AUGAGAGGAGAAUGGAAUGGUUUACAAGCACUAUUUAUGAAAGAUUGUCCUUAUGCUUACUAUGUCCACUGUUUCGCUCAUCGGUUGCAACUUGCCUUAGUUACUGCAUCAAGAGAAGUUGCAUCAAUUCAUAAAUUCUUUGAGAAGCUGAUUUUUGUUGUCAAUGUUGUUGGUUCUUCUACUAAGCGCCAUGAUGAGUUACAAGCUGCCCAAUCAAAAGAAAUCAAAAAUUUGUUAGAGACUGGGGAGAUUGUAACUGGUAAAGGUAAAAACCAAAUUGGUAUUGUGAAAAGAGCUGGAGAUACUCGUUGGGGAUCACAUUUCAACUCUAUUUGUAGCUUGAUAAGUAUGUAUGAAGCAGCUUGUACAGUUUUGAAAAUCAUUGCAAAAGAUGCAAAAAAAAUUGCCCAACGUGCAGAUGCUGAUAGUUCUUACAAUCACCUAAAGUCUUUUGAUUUUAUAUUUAUCUUGCAUUUGAUGAAAGAAAUUAUGGGGACAACAAAUUUGCUUUGUCAAGCCUUGCAAAAACAAUCUCAGGAUGUUGUUAACGAUGUGCUUUUGGUUCGUUCAACAAAAGCUCUUAUUCAAGAUUUGAGAGAAAAUGGUUGGGAUAAGUUGUUUGCCAAUGUGGUGUCUUUUUGUGAAAAGCAUGAUAUUGAGGUUCCUGACCUCAAUGACUGUCAUUCCAAACAAUUACAAGAGAAUUUGAAUAGCAGAGUUGAAACAUACAAUGACUGUCAUUCCAAACAAACAAAGUUGAAUAGCAGAUUUAGUAAGCAAGCAAUGAAUUUGUUGACUCUAAGUUGUGCAUUGUCUCCGGAGAAUGGAUAUAAAGCUUUUGACAUUAAUACUAUAUGUACUCUUGUUGAAAAAUAUUAUCCCAUGGAUUUUAGUGAUCAGGAGAAGAUUAAUUUGCCAUUUCAUCUAAAACAUUUCCUUUUUGAGGCUCGUGAAUCAUCAACUUUGAAAAAUUUAUCAACUAUUCAAGAAUUAUGUUCAUGUUUGGCUGCUGCCAUUCCUGCCAAUGGACAACCCAAAAAACACUUGUUGCUUGAUAGGUUGUUGCGUCUUGUUAUGACUCUUCCGGUUUCUACAGCCACAACUGAAAGAUCUUUUUCAGCAAUGAAAAUUAUCAAAUCUAAGUUGAGAAAAGAGAUGGGACAUGGGUUUUUAGCAAAUAGCAUGUCAGUUUACAUCGAAAAGGAUAUUAGUGAAUGUAUUAGUUCUGAAUCAAUUAUUGAUGAUUUCAAGUCACUCAGAAAGCGUAAAGUGCGUCUUUAG
Molecule: messenger RNA, 1281 nt
Organism: Medicago truncatula (barrel medic)
Lineage: Eukaryota; Viridiplantae; Streptophyta; Magnoliopsida; Fabales; Fabaceae
Exons: 2
Coding region: 1-1281 (426 amino acids)
Molecular function (GO): protein dimerization activity
Source: RefSeq, a predicted model, not a curated record